GUCCCGUCCCGUCCGGCCCCGUCCCGCCGCCCGCCAGCCAGCCAUGAGCUCCACGCAGUUCAACAAGGGCCCCUCGUACGGGCUGUCGGCCGAGGUCAAGAACCGGCUCCUGUCCAAAUAUGACCCCCAGAAGGAGGCAGAGCUCCGCACCUGGAUCGAGGGACUCACCGGCCUCUCCAUCGGCCCCGACUUCCAGAAAGGCCUGAAGGACGGAACUAUCUUAUGCACACUCAUGAACAAGCUACAGCCGGGCUCCGUCCCCAAGAUCAACCGCUCCAUGCAGAACUGGCACCAGCUAGAAAACCUGUCCAACUUCAUCAAGGUCAUGGUCAGCUACGGCAUGAACCCCGUGGACCUGUUCGAGGCCAACGACCUGUUUGAGAGUGGGAACAUGACACAGGUGCAGGUGUCUCUUCUGGCCCUGGCGGGGAAGGCCAAGACUAAGGGGCUGCAGAGCGGGGUGGACAUCGGCGUCAAGUACUCGGAGAAGCAGGAGCGGAAUUUCGAUGACGCCACCAUGAAGGCCGGCCAGUGUGUCAUCGGGCUGCAGAUGGGCACCAACAAAUGCGCCAGCCAGUCGGGCAUGACCGCGUACGGCAUGAGGAGGCACCUCUAUGACCCCAAGAACCAUAUCCUGCCCACCAUGGACCACUCGACCAUUAGCCUCCAGGUGGGCACAAACAAGUGUGCGAGCCAGGUGGGCAUGACGGCUCUCGGGACGCGGCGGCACAUCUAUGACACCAAGCUGGGAACCGACAAGUGUGACAACUCCUCCAUGUCCCUGCAGAUGGGCUACACGCAGGGCGCCAACCAGAGCGGCCAGGUCUUCGGCCUGGGCCGACAGAUAUAUGACCCCAAGUAUUGCCCACAAGGCACAGUGGCCGAUGGGGCUCCCUCAGGCGCCGGCGACUGCCCGGACCCAGGGGAGGUCCCUGAAUAUCCCCCUUACUACCAGGAGGAGGCCGGCUACUAAGGCUCCCAGCACGCUCUCUUCCCACAUCAUCUCCCCGUCUGGGUUUUUGGGUUUUUCUGUGUUUUCAUCUUUGUUUUUUUUUCUUAGCCGAUUCAGUGCUGCCAAUCAACCGAGGGUCUGUGAGUGGCAGUGUGGGAUCAGGCAGCAGAGCUUUUUUCCCCUUUGCCUUGGGCCUUCGCAGGGCUGAGCCACCGGGCUGUCGGGGAGGGAGCUCAAGGCCAUAUCCCGAUACGUGUAGGGCGUGUAGGGCGAGGGUCCCUGCUGGCACGUUCAGGCUGUGCUGGGGAGAAGAGACUAACUGGUUCCCAAAGGUUUCUGGUUGCCUCGCCUCUUCCCCCUUUUGUCAGCUGAGCAGUUUGUGGUUUCUCUGCAAGUUUCAGGAAGUAUUCACAAAAGAAAAAUACAUUUUGCUUUUUAUUCCUGAGGAAUGGGGCAGGGACAGUGGAGAAGGUGCUGGGAAAUCAGUCACCUGGGAAAGGGGGCCAGGCCAUGAUGCUAAAUAUCUCCAGCUCCCGAGUGACUGGAUUUCUCCAGGACCAACAGACCUCAGACCCUCAGACCUGCCCCAGGGCCAAGUGGGGAAAGUGAAGGCUGUACGAGGAAGUGAAAUUCUGAGUUGUUGGGCUAAGCCUGAUCCCCUCUCCAUGCUACCCGCCCCCCAACCCACUCUGGCCUCAGUAGGUUUUGUUUUAGUUGUGGCUGUCACCCAGGCUAGAGUGCAGUAGCGCAAUCUCGGCUCACUGCACCUCCACCUCCCGGGCUCAAGCGAUUCUCCAGCCUCAGCCUCCCGAGUAGCUGGGACUGCAGGUGCUCCACCACGCCCGGCUAAUUUUUGUAUUUUUAGUAGAGAUGGGGUUUCUCUAUGUUGGCCAGGCUGGUCUCGAACUCCUGGCCUCAGAUGUGAUCCACCCGCCUCGGCCUCCCCAAGUGCUGAGAUUAUAGGUGUGAGUCACCAUGCCCGGCCCCUCAGUAGGUUUUAAGGAGCCCCCAACCCUCCUCCUUUCUGGUCUCAACAAGCUAUACUGCUCCAUCUUCCCCCGGCCACACGCCCCGCCAAGUACUGCACAGGGACCUCCACCCGGGGACCCUGCUCCAUGAGAUAAUGUGAAAUACGAUUGUGGACCAAACACAAUAAAACCUCUGUUUGUAAGAAGA
Molecule: messenger RNA, 2128 nt
Organism: Macaca mulatta (Rhesus monkey)
Lineage: Eukaryota; Metazoa; Chordata; Mammalia; Primates; Cercopithecidae
Product: calponin-2
Biological process (GO): actomyosin structure organization; actin filament organization
Cellular component (GO): actin cytoskeleton; focal adhesion
Molecular function (GO): actin filament binding
Source: RefSeq, a predicted model, not a curated record